Bactrocera dorsalis (oriental fruit fly) is the source of this 2592-nucleotide messenger RNA. It is a transcript of the gene oc, whose product is annotated as homeotic protein ocelliless. The transcript has 4 exons. The record is from RefSeq and is a predicted model, not a curated record. Bases 1069 to 2592 code for a protein of 507 amino acids. Gene Ontology annotation, cellular component: nucleus. Gene Ontology annotation, molecular function: RNA polymerase II cis-regulatory region sequence-specific DNA binding; DNA-binding transcription factor activity, RNA polymerase II-specific. Gene Ontology annotation, biological process: regulation of transcription by RNA polymerase II. NCBI's taxonomy places the organism in Eukaryota, Metazoa, Arthropoda, Insecta, Diptera, Tephritidae.
UUACGUUCAUUCAGUUCACUCGGUCUUUGUGAAGCGUUGUCGUCGUAGUCGUUGUCGUGUUGUGCGCUGCGCUUAUCCACACACCGUCUUUCUCGCCUGCCUGUUGCCCGAUAUCAAACGCAGUGUGCUAAUAACAAAAUAAUAAUUAUUUUCGAUAUUUUGAAACGUGUUCUGCUUCGUGCGAGUUCGCAAAUAUUGUGCCGUUGUGCGAACUUGGCGUGUUCUUUUCGCAAGCGAAAUCAGUAAGCGUGUCGAUGAUUAGACGCCCAAAAUUCAAUUGAAAAAGCGACUGUGUCGAGAAAAGUGUGCUAAAUAGCGAGGGUUUCGCAAAAACCCCGCAAAAAAUUAAAUAAAAAUAUUAAUUUUAAAACAAAAACAGCAAAAUUUGCAAAAAAUCGCAAAAAAUGUGCGAGCAGCAAUGAAACAAUAGCGAAGUUAUAAAAACAACAACAGCGAACAGCAUCCGAGCUUAAAUGCAAAGUGUGGCAGCUUAAGCGACAUAAAAGUGUUGAUUCGUAUGCAAUUGUGUUCAAAUCAAGCAAAAAACGCAAAAAAUACAUAUAAACAACUAACAUUGUGUGCAUUUUAUCGUUGGCUAGUCCAAUAAAACCAAUAAAAAGACAAGACAAGUUUGAAAAAAAGUUGUAAACUCAAAACUCCUUCAGUGAUUUUCAUACAACAACAAAUAGCAACAUUGGAUUACAUAUUUGCAUAGAUCUCGCUGUCAAAAAACUUGUCUUAAAUCCAUAAAACACCGCAAAAACAACAACUUCAUUGUGUGUCUUUGUGCCAAGUACUCAUAGUAGUUGUGCUAAUAUACCAGAAAAAUAUAUAAAUUCGAAAACUUAUAGUUUACUUGUGUGAAAAGUGACAUUUCAGUCAAAAAAUCAGUGUACCGAUGCCAGCAAAUUUGGAAUACUCAUAAGCUAAGAGCCGUCGCAACUGCAAGCUACAAACGCGUCGUUAGCCAAGUGCAAGCCAAGCCGCCUCAGCGCGAGAAAUAUAGUUUGAUUCCCGACCGUUAACCGCACAGUUAUCACAGUGGCGCUGCACUCGACAGAAGCCUUAAUGGCUGCGGGUUUUCUGAAAUCCGGCGAUUUGGGCCAUCAUCCGCACAGCUAUGGCGGCCCACAUCCACAUCAUUCGGUGCCGCACGGGCCGCUGCCACCAGGAAUGCCGAUGCCGUCGUUAGGACCCUUCGGAUUACCUCACGGUUUAGAAGCUGUUGGGUUCUCCCAAGGUAUGUGGGGUGUGAAUACAAGAAAGCAGAGACGCGAAAGAACCACAUUUACACGCGCCCAAUUGGACGUAUUGGAAGCGCUAUUUGGUAAAACACGCUAUCCGGACAUAUUCAUGCGAGAGGAAGUGGCGCUGAAGAUCAAUCUACCCGAAUCCAGAGUACAGGUUUGGUUUAAAAACAGGCGCGCCAAAUGUCGCCAACAAUUGCAGCAGCAACAGCAAUCCAACAGCCUUAACAGUUCGAAGAAUGUCGGCUCCGGCUCCGGCUCCUGUUCAACAUCGCGCAACACAUCGAAUAGCGGCAAUAGCAGCAACAACAAUUCCAGCUCAUCCAAUGCCAACAAAUCGAGUUCACACUCAUCGCAUUCCACGUCCGGCGGCAGUGGCGGCAAUAAAUCGGGCAACUCCUCGGGCGCUGGUGGCAAUGCGAAUAAUCCGAACAAUGCCGGCGGUUCAUCAGCAGCAGCGGCCGCUGCCGCCGCCGCCGUCGCACAGUCUAUAAAAUCCCAUCACAGUUCCUUCCUAAACGCAUCCGCCUCGGGCUCAGCGGUAACGCCCACCUCUGGUUCCGCCGUUUCGUCGCACGCACAUUCAACACAUCCGCAUCACAUGUCCGCCGGUGGAGGCAUCAACUCGCUAGCGUCCGGCCCAUCCGUGGCCACAGUGAAUUCACUGAACGCCUCAGUGGCUGCGCAUCAAAACUCCUCACCACUGUUGCCCACACCCGCCACCUCCGUGAGUCCCGUCAGCAUUGUCUGCAAGAAGGAACACAUCAGCGCCGGCUACCCUGGCGGUCCGGUCGGCAAUGACGGCUCACUGCGUUCCACUUACGACACAUUGAAAGACGGCGGCGGCGAUAUCAGCAGCAGCGCUAUACAUCAUCACAGCAUCUAUGGCACUGCGGCAGCGACGAAUCCACGUUUGGUACAACCCGGUGGCAAUAUAACACCGAUGGAUUCGAGUUCCAGCAUCACAACACCAUCACCGCCCAUCACACCGAUGUCACCACAAUCGGCCGCCGCUGCAGCACACGCCGCACAAAGCGCACAAUCGGCGCAUCACUCGGCCGCCCAUUCGGCGUACAUGCCGAAUCAUGAUUCGUACAAUUUCUGGCAUAACCAAUAUCAACAGUAUCCCAACAACUAUGCACAGGCGCCGAGCUACUACUCGCAAAUGGAGUAUUUCAGCAACCAGAAUCAGGUCAACUACAAUAUGGGCCACACCGGCUACAGCGCCUCGAAUUUCGGCCUCUCACCUAGUCCUUCGUUCACCGGCACCGUGUCGGCGCAGGCCUUCUCGCAGAACAGCCUGGACUACAUGUCGCCACAAGACAAGUACGUGAACAUGGUGUAG